This is a messenger RNA of Sphaeramia orbicularis (orbiculate cardinalfish), 468 nucleotides long. RefSeq names its product voltage-dependent T-type calcium channel subunit alpha-1G-like. Gene Ontology annotation, cellular component: membrane; voltage-gated calcium channel complex. Gene Ontology annotation, molecular function: high voltage-gated calcium channel activity. The record is from RefSeq and is a predicted model, not a curated record. Gene Ontology annotation, biological process: calcium ion import across plasma membrane. Lineage: Eukaryota; Metazoa; Chordata; Actinopteri; Kurtiformes; Apogonidae. The transcript is spliced from 3 exons. The coding region runs from base 205 to 468 and encodes 87 amino acids.
GGGACCGGAGGCGGGGAGCGCAGUGAGCCGGUGUUGGAGACGGUGUCCCCGGCGUCCCCGGCGUCCCCGGCCGCGGACGGAAUCUCCACAGCCGGGGAGGACGCGUCAGUCAGCGGUGAGGAGAGCCUGCCCUACCCCACCCUGGCCCCCGUGGUCUUCUUCUACCUGAAACAGACCACCAGGCCCCGGAGCUGGUGUCUGAAGAUGGUCUGCAACCCAUGGUUCGAGCGAGCGUCCAUGUUGGUGAUCCUGCUGAACUGUGUGACUCUGGGCAUGUUUCAUCCAUGUGAGGACAUCGACUGCCACUCGGAGAGGUGCAAGAUCCUGCAGGACUUCGAUGACUUUAUCUUUGCAUUCUUUGCCAUUGAGAUGGUGAUCAAGAUGGUUGCUUUGGGGAUAUUUGGGAAGAAGUGUUACCUUGGAGACACGUGGAAUCGCUUGGACUUCUUCAUUGUACUGGCCGGGUGA